UUUUUCCAUGUUAAUCCCAUACUUUUAAAAUUGACAAAAAGGCCCAAAUAUCCAAUCUUGAAACUGAUUGAUUUUAAAACUUUUUUGAGUGAACAAAAGAAGCUCAUAUCCAAUCUUGGCUUCCAUUUUCUUGUGGUUCACAAUGGCGAAAUCUCCGGUGGAAGUGAAACUGAUCCCGAUCGAAGCUACUCCGGAGACCUUCGCAGACUAUGGUCAAGUCAUCGAAGCCUCUCGUGAUGGUGCCUCUUUUGGUCCCGACGACGCUCAAUUAGAUCUCUCCAGAGGAACCCCACGGUUCUAUAUACUCCGGCUGGAAGGAAGAUCCUUAGGGUUUUCCAACAUCACACAUCACGCAAACGUGACACAGUGUCUAGGAUCAAUAGGAGGUCAUGUUUGGUAUCUUGGAGUAGCUAAGCCGUCUCUUAUUGAAGAUGAUGAUGGUAAUGGAAGGAGAGUAGAUGCAGUAGAAUCAAAGUCUGGCCACUUGUACAUUCCUCCGGCAGUGGAAGAGAUUCGCGUCUUCAGGAUCUCGGGACCCAAGUUUGUUAAACUGAACCGCGGUACAUGGCAUGCUGGACCCUUGUUUAGAGACAGCUCCUCCAUGGAUUUCUACAACUUAGAGCUCACCAACACAAAUGAGGUGGAUCACACGACACAUGAUUUCAAGAAGAAUAAUGGAGUCAUCUUCCGAUUUGACCCCUAAGAAUAAGAUGACACAUCGUCGUCCUUCCUAGCUCAAUCCUAUUGAGUGUGCUUCUGUUUUCCUUGUAUGUAUGUAACUACUACUGCCAAUACUGCUGUGUACACUGUACACAAAUUGGUUAUAUGCAAUAAAAUACCGGUUUAAGUUAACCAAA
Arabidopsis lyrata subsp. lyrata is the source of this 857-nucleotide messenger RNA. RefSeq lists its product as uncharacterized. NCBI's taxonomy places the organism in Eukaryota, Viridiplantae, Streptophyta, Magnoliopsida, Brassicales, Brassicaceae. Gene Ontology annotation, molecular function: ureidoglycolate hydrolase activity. Bases 143 to 703 code for a protein of 186 amino acids. The transcript has 3 exons. The record is from RefSeq and is a predicted model, not a curated record.